Messenger RNA from Aspergillus campestris IBT 28561, 2697 nucleotides. Its product is annotated as DnaJ domain protein. NCBI's taxonomy places the organism in Eukaryota, Fungi, Ascomycota, Eurotiomycetes, Eurotiales, Aspergillaceae. The transcript is spliced from 4 exons. The coding region runs from base 1 to 2697 and encodes 898 amino acids. The record is from RefSeq and is a predicted model, not a curated record.
AUGGUCAAGACGGAUAUACGGAGGGAUUACUACGCGGACCUGGGUCUCACGCCCAGCGCGGAGUCGGAGGAUAUCAAGAGGCAGUUCAGAAAGCUAGCCCUCAAAUAUCACCCCGAUAGGAACCCCGGCAAAGAGGUGGAUUUCAUCGCCAAGUUCCAGUCCAUCCAAGCCGCCAACGAGAUCCUCAGCGACCCCCAGCAACGACUCCGAUACGACACCGACCGAUUACGCGCCGGCUACGGGAAAUACUACGGCCCGCCCAAAACAAAACCCCCUCCGCGACGAACCUCCACCGCUGCUCCCACCGCGAAAUCCACCCCGCCCAAGCCGAACUUCGCGUCGCGCCCGCAGAGCUUCCAGGGCGGCCCGUCCGCCGGUGCGCAGCGCUAUGCGAGCUACGCGCGAGCGGCCCCCAAGCAGCCGUGGGAGCGGCGGCACGAGGACCAACAGACGCGCGCCGAUGCAUACCGCGGGUUCCAGGACAUGAAGGGUAGUGGAAUGCCCGGCUGGACGCAGUUUGAUCCUCACACAGGCCGCUCCGGCCAACAUCCCGGCGGCGUGCCCCGACCCAGCGCCAACUCCAGCCAGUCGGCGCGCCCCAAGUCCGCCUACGAGUAUUUCAAGACGUCGCCCAAGCCAACAGCUAGCACGGAAUCCCCGCGGGCGUCGGCAUCCUUCGCCAAGAAGAAGUCCGGAUUCGCCCCGCGGGCAGCCACCGGCGGAGACGAGCCCAUGGCCUCCAACACCUCCGCCUACUCCAACGUCCCGCGCGCGGAGCGCGCCCAAGCCUCCAAGCCCUUCUUCGCGCCCGCUGCGUCGUCCCCGACCGCAAGAAAAGCAGCCGGCGCCGCCGGGUUCCAGGCCCGGACCGAGCAAACGCGGACACCCGACAUCGAGCGCACGGGCAGCAAAUACGCCGGCACCGGAGGGGAGCGGGCGUUCUUUUCCAGCGCGGGGAUGGGCCGCUCUUCCAGCGUGCGGAAUUCGCCUGAGAGCGCCAAACCCCAGCCGCGGACUACCCCGCCGAGUCCGGUGCCUCCGCGCUCGGGACGGCAUCGUAGUGCUAGUCCGGAUUUUAAUGCUGAGCGGAGUCGGAAUUACUCGUCGACGAGCUCGAGUGGGUUGGACGAUGAUGACGAGGAUGAUCUUGAGGAUGAGCUUGAUGAGGUGCUGGGGCGGAAGCCAAAGGCUGUGCCGAGGAGUCGGAUGCGGCCGAAUCAGAAGUUUGGGAACUUUCAUGUGCCGAAUCAGUGGAGUUACCGGGGAGGCCACGAUUCCGAUAGUGCUGCUUCCCCCAGUCACAGGUUCGCGUCUACCUCUUUCCCCAAGGCGGGCAAUCCCUUUGACCCGACACACGCCUCUACCAACCCUUCGCACCAUGGGACAUUCAAGAGCACCAGUCAUGACGAUCUCCGCAGGCCAUUUUCGGCUGCGCACUGGGGUCGGACCUCCUUCUUCACAGGGACAUCAUCGGAGAAUGGCGAAACCCCGACUCACAAUCGUGGGCGUCCUUCGAGCAGACGGGGCGGCUAUUCCAGCAGUGCUUCUCACAACGAGUCCCCGCGCCCCGAGACAGCCUCCCAACAACCACCGACUUCAUUCCCCUCUGGCCAAUUCUUCACGGAAGACUGGGUCGAGAAACUCAAGAACAUGUCCUGGGAUGUGCCCGAGAGCGGCAGCUCUCAGCAACCGCCCGCAGCCAGCCAGCGUCAACGCAGCCCCCGCAAACACACUCGCCCCCCGGUCAAGGCACGACCUGUGCCCCAGCAGGCCAGCGUGGCGACGGAGGACGAGGAGGCCCACGCGACCGUCAACGGAGACCAGCCGCCGGAACCAGCACCAGCUCCAGCGCCCACGGCGAACGGCGACGGCGACGGCGACGCCGAGGCCAUGGAUGUUGACGACGAACUCCCAGCUCGAAGCACCAAGCCCACUACCCCGGAGCCCGCGAGUGUCCCGAAGGACCCACCCAAGGAAGUCCCAGUACCGAAAACCCCGCCCACCGCCAACAAGGGCACCAACAGCGCCAACCGCGCACAGCCCAACCACCUCUUCAACCUAACCAACCUCAAAAACACAGUGCCCUUCACCAACACAACCGGCAGCGGCAUCGACGACCUCCAAGACAUCUUCGCCACGCUCCCCUUCGAGUCCCGCGCCAAGGUCCCCAAGACGACAGCACGCGACGUACGCCCGCGGAACCUCAUCUGUCCGAACCCGCCGAAACGGCCACAGCCACCAGCCAAGGUACCCCUCGGACUGGACCCGCAGCAGCAGGGCCUGCCGCGGGUCGCGUGGGACCGCUACGUGGCUGAGAUGCACGCUUACAUGCGCGACUGGAACCGGUUCCAGCGGCGGAUUCUGGGCCACUUCAAUGCCCGCCAGGAGGCUAUCGAGACGGGUAUGAGCCCGAACUGGGUCAGCGCCGUGGGAGACUCGACUCGUCUCGGGGUCGCCGGUGCGGAUGGCGAUGAGGAGGCCGGUCCCGAUGGUGAUGGCGAUGGGGCGGAGGAUGAUACCGCGGAUGAGAUGAUUGCUGGCGCGGGUAAAGGGGGGUUCAGUGCUUAUCUCCGGGCGAUCGAGGAGGACGCCAAGGUACAGAAGCAUUGGGAGGUAGCGCGGGAGAUGCACAGGGAUUGUAUCCUCCAGCUAGGAGAGAUGCGGGAAUGGAUCCGGAACGGGGGGAAGCUUGUGUGA